Messenger RNA from Penicillium griseofulvum, 663 nucleotides. RefSeq lists its product as uncharacterized. Lineage: Eukaryota; Fungi; Ascomycota; Eurotiomycetes; Eurotiales; Aspergillaceae. The transcript has a single exon. Bases 1 to 663 code for a protein of 220 amino acids. The record is from RefSeq and is a predicted model, not a curated record.
AUGGAUAUCCAGGGCACCCCUCUUCCUCACACCACUCCCGGCACCAAGGUCACCACCGACCCUCGCUCACAGCAGCGCAUCGAGGAAUCAUCUGGACCUAUUACCAAUGACUCGCUUGCCGCCGAGUCCAUCCGCCAAGGUGGCGGCUUCUCUGGCAACCGUGGCGCUGAAGCAAUGGGCGUCUCGGCAAACCAAACCACAGUAAAUAAUGCCAAUACCUCCGCCUCCAUCAAGCUUCCCUCUGCCUCAUCCAGCAGUCAUCGCCAGGAUCGCCACGAGGAACAGAAGUACCCAGAAUGCGUGGUUGGCCAAGGGAACUUCCCUGGCACACACCUAGACAACUCUGGGUACGCCGGUGGCUCAACUGCCGCCAAGAAGGAAAUGGGCAUCAAGGCUGGUGAAUACUCUGCUGCAAGCGGCAGCCGUGGUAUUAGUCAGUAUAACGCCGGCCAUGACAUCCAAGAGGGUGGCCUCCCUCCCGACAAUGCUACGAAUGUGAGCUUCAACUCGGAACUUGGCUCCAGCGAGGACCCCGGCCGUGAGGCUAUUAAUCAGGCCCAGCGCAGUAAUGCCCGCACGGCUUACAGUUCUGGCCAUGUCGAGCAGAAGGGCGUGGAUCCUCAGAACCUCUACGACAAUUUGGACAGUGACCAGCGUGCUUAG